Trichomonas vaginalis G3 is the source of this 514-nucleotide messenger RNA. Its product is annotated as KilA, N-terminal/APSES-type HTH, DNA-binding family. The record is from RefSeq and is a predicted model, not a curated record. The transcript has a single exon. The annotation marks the transcript as partial. NCBI's taxonomy places the organism in Eukaryota, Parabasalia, Trichomonadida, Trichomonadidae. Gene Ontology annotation, molecular function: DNA binding.
AUGUCAGUCGAAGCAAAAACAUUCACGAACAAAUCUAAUGGCGAAACAUUCACAAAAGGCACUUAUAAUGGUAUUGAAGUCUUACGUAGAGACAAGGAUGGUUACAUUAAUGCAACAAAGAUGGCAAGAGAAGCGGGAAGGUUAAACCAUUUAAACAGAUUUCUCAAUAGUACUAAAAUGCAGGAAAUUCUUGAGUUUUGGAUGAACGAAUACGGUGGAGCCAAAAGUGGCUCGACCUCAAAACAAGCAUUUUAUGAGCUUACAAAGGGUGUCAUGAAUGAAUUCAAAGGUAUUUACAUACAUCCUGACCUCGUUCAUUUUGUUGCUGAAUGGUGCUCUGUAAAGUAUGCAUUUUAUGUCAAAGAUAUUAUGGACUCCAUAGACAAGAAAGUUCAUGAGAAAUUAGAUGAAGAAGAACUUGAAGAUACAGUAGAGAAUGCUAAACCUUUGUUUGAAGAAGAAGUUAGAAAAAUGUGCGAAAAACAAUUAGAACAUGAACGUGAGUUAUGUUAUG